AAUAGUUGCUUACAAACUUGCCUCAAAAUGAACCGAAUCUCUGAAGACAAAGAAAAUAAAAUUGAACCUCAAGACAGUUUCGAAGAAGAUUACGAAUCAACAAUUCCUCCCACUGUAAAUCGACAACUUGGCCAUGGAUGUAUUGACAAGAUUGUUUUUAAAAAUUUUUUGACUUACAAUUAUGUCGAAUGCAGGCCUGGUCCUUAUUUGAAUGUCAUUAUUGGACCGAAUGGAACAGGCAAAAGCUCAAUAAUUUGUGGCAUCUGUCUCGCCUUGGGAGGCUCUCCAAAAAUUUUGGGACGGUCAGAUAAUAUCUCGGAUUUUGUUAUGCAUGGAAAAGAUGAAGGAUCUGUUGAGGUUUUUAUCUGGGAUACUAGCCGAGGUCGUGCUGUAGCCUUUUGCAUAAAUAUUGUUUCUCAUAAAAAUUCUGCUACGUAUACUAUUGAUGGAAGGCAUAAAAAACAGUCUGAAUUGAAAGAGGAAAGUGGAAAAUAUAAUAUACAGGUGGACAAUCCUUGUACAUUUCUUGCCCAGGAUAAAGUUAAAAGUUUUGCUGAACAAGGACCUCAAAAACUUUUGUAUAAUACACAAAAGGCUGGGCCAAAAAAUUUACUCGAGAAACAUCAAAAAUUGGAAAAACAAUCAGUUGAAGGUUCAGAAUUUCAAAACGAAUUGGAUCAACUUAUUAAAAGAGGAGAACAAGUUGAUUUGGAAUUAAAAACUAAAAAACAGAGGGCAGAUGCUUAUAAAGAAUGGGCUGCUAGAAAUAGAAUAUUAAAUUUGUUGGAAAUUAAAAAGGCUUUAAUUGAAUACCAAAAUAAAUUGGAUGCCUUAAAAGAAGCUACGGAACGUGUAGAUACUGCUGAUAGACAAGUUAACGAAUCUAAAGCACAAUUGGAUCCGGUUAAUAAAUCAAUUAAAAAUGUUGAGGCGACAAUUGAAUCUUUGGAAAAAGAAAUUGGAGAUUUGAGAAAUACAAAUAAAACAGCAACAAAGAAAAUUGAAGAUGCUUUGCGUCAUAAUUCAUUGGAUGAAAAGUUACAAAAAGCAGCAGAUACUUUAAAAAAAGUACAAAAUACAUAUGCUCAAUGGGAUAAAGAAAAAGAAUCAAUUACUAAAGAAUAUGAUAAAUACAAAAAUUUUUAUGAAUCACUUUCUCAGAAAUUUGUAAGUGUUUUUAUUUGUAUUUUUUAA
This is a messenger RNA of Meloidogyne enterolobii, 1194 nucleotides long. The record is from the annotation of a GenBank genome assembly. NCBI's taxonomy places the organism in Eukaryota, Metazoa, Nematoda, Chromadorea, Rhabditida, Meloidogynidae.